AUGGUGCCCUCCCCCCAUGCACCUCCUCCUUCUCUCUCCUCAAACCUGUGGGUUCAGACUCCUCCAUCAGGAGGAGAUGCUUACUCAUGGUGCCCUCCUCCUUCUCUCCUCAGACCUGUGGGUUCAGACUCCUCCAUCAGGAGGAGAUGCUUACUCAUGGUGCCCUCCUCCUUCUCUCCUCAGACCUGUGGGUUCAGACUCCUCCAUCAGGAGGAGAUGCUUACUCAUGGUGCCCUCCUCCUUCUCUCCUCAGACCUGUGGGUUCAGACUCCUCCAUCAGGAGGAGAUGCUUACUCAUGGUGCCCUCCUCCUUCUCUCCUCAGACCUGUGGGUUCAGACUCCUCCAUCAGGAGGAGAUGCUUACUCAUGGUGCCCUCCUCCUUCUCUCCUCAGACCUGUGGGUUCAGACUCCUCCAUCAGGAGGAGAUGCUUACUCAUGGUGCCCUCCUCCUUCUCUCCUCAGACCUGUGGGUUCAGACUCCUCCAUCAGGAGGAGAUGCUUACUCAUGGUGCCCUCCUCCUUCUCUCCUCAGACCUGUGGGUUCAGACUCCUCCAUCAGGAGGAGAUGCUUACUCAUGGUGCCCUCCUCCUUCUCUCCUCAGACCUGUGGGUUCAGACUCUUCCAUCAGGAGGUGGUGGAGCUCGGUCAUGGCGUCUCAUUCUUGCUCCUCCUGCCGGCAGCUGACGAUGUGUGUUCUGCUCCAGGACAAACUCCUCUCUGCCCACGGUCUGGGUUCCUCCACCUGCCCCUGCAAAUGUUUGAACUAGUCCACCUGUCCUCGUAUAAGGAGCGCCUCCUCAGUCUGUACUGUCGGAUUUCCUCGGUCCUGGACCUAGACCUCCUCCUCACACAGCAGAGUUUGAGAGAAGCCAUCACUGAUACUGAGGUCUGCAUCUCCAAGAGAAGGAGCCAGACCAUCCAGGACUACAACCAGCAGUUGGAGGAGAUGCGCAGAGACCUCCGGUGGCUGACUGAGGCAUUGCAGUUUGCUCGGUACAAACAACCGAGAGGAGGAGUCCCUGUACUGGCCCUGUUGCCCUCCCACUCGGACCUCCCUCAUAAGAGUGGCUCCACCUCCUCCACCAUCGACUCCUCCAUCACCUCCUCCCCUGAGCUAAGGCAAAGACAGCCCCCCAGUGACACUGUGUGCUCUGAUGAAGACUGCUCCUCCGAAGUCUUUCUCCCCACAGACAGUGACUAUGACUCCAGUGAGGCCCUGAGCCCCCGCCUCUCCCUCUGCUCCCCCCCCUCCCCCCACACAGAGCCUCUCCGGAGACAGGCACUAGGGGGCAGCGCUCCAGACAGACUCAGGUGCAGCAUAUCACACUCUGACCUCUCCCCCUCCCUCCCCCUCUCCCCCUCCCUCCCUCUCUCUCCCUCCCUCCCUCUCUCUCCCUCCCUCCCUCUCUCUCCUGCCAUCAGUGAAGCCUCCUCAUCACUGCAGCUGCUGUCUCUGUCCGUGCCCAGACCAGAGAUCGGACCAGAGACCAGACCAGAGAUCAGACCGGAGACCGGACCAGAGACCAAAGCAGAGACCAAACCAGGUCCCAGACCCUUGCCCAAACCAGUCAGUGCUCCGUCCAAACGUAAGCUGCUCUCGCGCUCCACCAGAGGGCAGUACUUCAGUGGACCUCAGCGAUGGAUCAGAGCACAGAACAGAGAGACCAGUCUGUCUGAAGGAGUCUACACGCGGAGCAAGGAGGAGGUGCACACAGGGGAUACAUUCAUAAGCCAUGCCUCUUGCGUCCUUGAGAAACGCCGCCGCGAGCCCCACCCACACGUGCGGCGCAUCUUCACCGACGCUACAACAACAGAGACCUGUGACAUCACCACUGACAUCACCAGUGACAUCACUGCUGAGCUUGGGGGGAGGGGUUUCACUUUGGGGGCUGGGCCUGAGCAGGAAGUGGAUUCAGACGAACAAACAAACGCUCAGGUGCAAGAGAUCCUCAGCAGCACUUUAUGA
Messenger RNA from Knipowitschia caucasica, 1968 nucleotides. Lineage: Eukaryota; Metazoa; Chordata; Actinopteri; Gobiiformes; Gobiidae. The record is from the annotation of a GenBank genome assembly.